This is a messenger RNA of Diabrotica balteata, 1857 nucleotides long. The record is from the annotation of a GenBank genome assembly. Lineage: Eukaryota; Metazoa; Arthropoda; Insecta; Coleoptera; Chrysomelidae.
AUGAUUCCAUUACAACAGAUGAUUCUAUUACAACAGAUGAUGCCAUUACAACAGACGAUUCCAUUACAACAGAUGAUUCCAUUACAACAGAUGAUUCUAUUACAACAGAUGAUUCUAUUACAACAGACGAUUCCAUUACAACAGAUGAUUCCAUUACAACAGACGAUUCCAUUACAACAGAUGAUUCUAUUACAACAGAUGAUUCUAUUACAACAGACGAUUCCAUUACAACAGAUGAUUCUAUUACAACACAUGAUUCUAUUACAACAGAUGAUUCCAUUACAAAAGAUGAUUCUAUUACAACAGAUGAUGCCAUUACAACAGACGAUUCCAUCACAACAGAUGAUUCCAUUACAACAGAUGAUAUUAUUACAACAGAUGAUUCUAUUACAACAGAUGAUUCUAUUACAACAGACGAUUCCAUUACAACAGAUGAUUCCAUUACAACAGAUGAUAUUAUUACAACAGAUGAUUCUAUUACAACAGAUGAUUCCAUUACAACAGAUGAUUCUAUUACAACACGAUGAUUCUAUUACAACAGAUGAUUCCAUUACAACAGAUGAUUCCAUUACAACAGAUGAUUCUAUUACAACAGAUGAUUCCAUUACAACAGAUGAUUCCAUUACAACAGAUGAUUCUAUUACAACAGAUGAUUCCAUUACAACAGAUGAUUCUUUUACAACAGAAGAUUCCAUUACAACAGACGAUUCCAUUACAACAGACGAUUCCAUUACAACAGAUGAUUCUAUAACAACAGAUGAUUCUUUUACAACUGAAGAUUCUAUUACAACAGAUGAUUCUAUUACAACAGAUGAUUCUAUUACAACAGAUGAUGCCAUUACAACAGACGAUUCCAUCACAACAGAUGAUUCCAUUACAACAGAUGAUAUUAUUACAACAGAUGAUUCGAUUACAACCGAUGAUUCUAUUACAACAGACGAUUCCAUUACAACAGAUGAUUCCAUUACAACAGAUGAUAUUAUUACAACAGAUGAUUCUAUUACAACAGACGAUUCCAUUACAACAGAUGAUUCCUUUACAACAGAUGAUUCCAUUACAACAGAUGAUUCUAUUACAACAGAUGAUUCUAUUACAACAGACGAUUCCAUUACAACAGAUGAUUCUAUUACAACACAUGAUUCUAUUACAACAGAUGAUUCUAUUACAACAGACGAUUCCAUUACAACAGAUGAUUCUAUUACAACAGAUGAUUCAUUACAACAGAUGAUUCUAUUACAACAGAUGAUUCUAUUACAACAGAUGAUUCCAUUACAACAGACGAUUCCAUUACAACAGAUGAUUCUAUUACAACAGAUGAUUCCAUUACAACAGAUGAUUCUAUUACAACAGAUGAUUCCAUUACAACAGAUGAUUCCAUUACAACAGAUGAUUCUAUUACAACAGAUGAUUCUAUUACAACAGAUGAUUCCAUUACAACAGAUGAUUCUAUUACAACAGAUGAUUCUAUUACAACAGAUGAUUCCAUUACAACAGAUGAUUCCAUUACAACAGAUGAUUCUAUUACAACAGAUGAUUCCAUUACAACAGACGAUUCCAUUACAACAGAUGAUUCUAUUACAACAGAUGAUUCCAUUACAACGGAUGAUUCUUUUACAACAAAAGAUUCUAUUACAACAGACGAUUCCAUUUCAACAGACGAUUCCAUUACAACAGAUGAUUCUAUUACAACAGAUGAUUCUUUUACCACUGAAGAUUCCAUUACAACAGAUGAUUCUAUUACAACACAUGAUUCUAUUACAACAGAUGAUUCCAUUACAACAGAUGAUUCCAUUACAACAGAUGAUUCUAUUACAACAGAUGAUUCUAUUACAACAGAUGAUUCGAUUACAACGAUGA